Molecule: messenger RNA, 729 nt
Organism: Vicia faba (fava bean)
Lineage: Eukaryota; Viridiplantae; Streptophyta; Magnoliopsida; Fabales; Fabaceae
Source: the annotation of a GenBank genome assembly
AUGACGACCGCGCCUUCACCGGUGAAGUCUCAACCGCUUCACAACUUCUCUCUCCCCUUCUUGAAAUGGGGCGGCACCGGAAAGAACAACACCAACACCACUAACCACCAACGCUCCCGUCGUCCGCCCGAUCACGGUUCUCCCGACCCUGAUUCCGAACCUGACUCCCGUCCUCACCGACUCGGAUCCCGAACCUCCAGGCACCGAUUCGGACUCCCUUCUUCCUCCUCCUCCAAAAAUCCUCCGCCGUCUUCCAACCUGGAAACCGACGAUGACGCCGGAGGAGAUAGUAAGCGGGACGUUGAAGAAGAGGUUACCGUCGCCGGGGAGAUAGUGCAGAAGCCGUGGAAUUUGAGGCCGAGGAAACCUAUGCUUCCGAGAGGAGCUUUCGAGAUCGGAACUGGAACUGGAGGUUCCAAAAACAACGGUGGAGAAUUGCAAGAAGCGGUUAACGACAGAGAGAAUCCGGCGCCGAAAUCGCUUCGGCUUCGGGGUUUUGCUGAUACGGGAUGUGCUGAGAAGAAGGAAAAGAGGAAAUUCUGGAUCGCUCUUUCGAAGGAUGAGAUCGAAGAGGAUAUUUUCGUGAUGACUGGUUCUAGGCCCAAUCGUAGGCCCAGGAAGAGGCCAAAGAAUGUUCAGAAACAAAUGGAUAAUGUUUUCCCUGGAUUAUGGUUAGUGGGUAUAACUGCUGAUGCUUAUAGGGUAGCUGAUACACCAUCAAAGAGAUAG